AUGAAUGGUUUGAAUCUGUUUUUAAAGAAGGAUGGAUCUGCCUUACAAGACCAGUUUUGGGCUGAGAACGUUGUGCCGACGUCGAGUGGUACCGGGAACACAGGUGUUCGUACCAAUGGUCAAACGCAUAAUGGAUAUCAUUUGAACAGCUGUCCUCAACAAGGGCCUGUGCGGUCUCAGGCGGCUGGAUACGCAAGUGUACCGUAUAAUCAACUACAGCAGGGCGCGAUGCAAUACUCACCGAUGCCCUUACCACCCUCUAUCAUGGCUCAUAGUGGCGCUGUCAUGAUAGGAUCGGGUAGUAGUAAUCCUUCAAGUCCUCAGCAGUCGAAGAAACGGGUUGCUAGGGCGUGCGAUCAUUGUAGGAGAAGAAAGAUCAAGUGUGAUCCAGUCAAUCCGCAGACGAACAAGUGUAGUAACUGUACAAAGUAUGAUGCUAAUUGCACUUUCAGAGUGCGUGAUGAUGUAGAGAAAAGGAAGAGAGCGAAUGAGGCGAUAGAUGGGUCGGGAGGAGUCUCCGAGGAUUUGAACAUCUUAGGGUUUGCUCCCACGCCUGGGAUGGGACAAAAUGGAGAUGAGUAUCAUGCAGGCAAUAUGGAAAGAUUCGAAUCGAUGCCUUUUGUUCCUAAAUGCAACGAGCGAAAAGCAGACCUGUCCGGUAAGGUGGAAAAGCUUGAUAAGAAAGUGUCUGUUAUUGCUGAUAAUCUGACCAAAAUGAGGUGGAUGCUAGAAAGACUAGUCCAGGGCAAUGAGGUAAUCAGCCAGCCUGACAACCGAUUGAAAUCGAAACCAAAGCAAUACUCCACAACUCUACUGACACCACGGAUAUUGAAUUGGGCAGAUAAGAAGUUACAAACUCACCAGACGGAAAAUUCAAUAAUAGCUCCAAUUAGAGAACUUUUGACGACAACCACGAAGUGGCAUCUUCUGCAAAUGAAGGCUGUGACAGAUUUCUCGGUGCCCUUUUUCAAAGAUGGGAAGUACUGUUUACAUCCAAUACCACCGAGAAUUCAGGCUAAACGUAUUGUUGAAUCUUUCAGAUCUGCUAUGUUGGUCGCAUCCGCCCCGGCAAUAAUUAUGGCAGACUAUUACUCCUCACUAAUUGAUGAAUACUACACAUCAGAGUGCCUAUCCUACGCGGAGUUAUUACUGGUAAACGCUAGCAUCUGCUUCAGUGCCUCAAGGAUGAGCGUUAUGAACUCUAGUGAUUCCUAUCGUCUCAGAAAAGACAGAUACGAUCCCAGUAAAGAAGAACUUCGUAAGAUUGAGCACGAUACCUUGCUGAAUGCUAUUUAUUACUACAAUCGAGUGUCAGUUGGAGGACCUAGUGUGACCGGGGUACAAGGACUGCUAUUGCUAAGUGUUUAUUUACAAGAAACACUGGAUACUGAACUUGCGUAUGCAACACACUCAACUGCCGUAAGGUUCGCUGUCGAUUUAGGCUUGAAUCAAAUAUCGUCAUACGUUAAUUUGACUAUGGAGGAGGAAGUCCUGAGAAGAAGCUUAUGGUGGCUUUGCUGCAAUUGUGAUAAAGUGUUCGCUGUUUUCUUGUCGCGCCUCACCUUGAUUAAAGAUCAGGACAUGGAUAUGCUUUCAGAUGAAAAUUAUUUCGAGUUUGCUAAGAGGACUCUUGAGCUGAAAAAACCUAAGUUCAAGGACGAAAUCAGAAAGCUGCCCAAUUUAGAAAGCUGCUUGAGUUAUAUGGUUGAUUUUUGUGAUUUUUUGCCUAUGCAUAUGUCCUAUUUCAUUUUAAAGCUUAUAAGAUUUGAGGAAAAGAUAAUCGAGAAUUGUUUUACUGUCAGAAGUACUGUAAAUUGUUCAUUUGAUAAUACUAUCGAUAGGGUAUUAGUUUUACGUGAAGAUCUGGAUAACUGGGCUAAAACAUUGCAUCCGUCAAUGCAAUUGAGCAGCUACAAAAAUUACAUCUCUUUACUAUAUGUUCGAGAUGGAGUAGACAAUCCAGCCCUUACAUUUGAGACCGCUUGUUCCCGUGUACUUCGAAGCCACUUUCGCUGCAUGCAUGCAAGAAUUGUGCUAAGCAUGUUUGCAGUGGCUUUUAUUGUCGAUAAUGCCGCACAAUCCAUAGGAUCUCGUCACCAAAUCACCAGCAUUCAUCGAUUGUUUGUUGACGAUCAGGUGGAGUACUGUGUGCAAAUGUUGAAACUUUUUCAGAUGGUGGAUUAUGAGAGGCAUCUCUAUAAUGCGCUACUGUUCUCACUAUUAACAGGUGUCUUCACGCUUAUCCUCUACGCCAUAAAGAAUAUCGACGAUGAACCGAAUGAACGAAUGACUGAAAUUAUUCAACUUUUAAUAGCGACGCACUCUCACUUGGUGGGAGAUAAUGCCGAGUACUUGGUCUCUGAUAAUUACAAAUGGAAUACGUCAGUAUUCUUUUACACAAUACUACUAACCAGACUACUUCAGAGCUACAAUGCCCGCCACUCACGGAACAAAAAGCCUGCUUUUAAGCUUGGGAUCUAUGAUGGUAUGCUAGAAAAAAUAAUGCGCCAUGCGGAUAAGCUCAAGAAUGAUUCCAUCGAUCGUAUGGUCUCUUAUAUGAGAGAUUUCAAUUUAACUGAGGAUCAGAGUAAAGUCAAUUUUGUAGAACCCAGUUCGCACUUCUUUCCCCUUUCGCAAAAUUCAGUUCCGGGCAUUAGAGAUUCCACACUAAGAUUUUUCAGGUCUUCAGAACCUUUUGAGAUCUUACCUACACCUAGUAGAGGGCACAAGAAUUUGGAUGAGCAGGUCCAUCAGGAAGAAUCUUUAUUUCGUACUGAGGGCUUGAGUUUGUCAGAGUAUUCUGACACAUUUAACCCCGAAGCAUUCGCCGAAGAACUCAUAGGACCUGAUACCAUCUUUUCCACGGUUGAUGUUUCUGGCCAGAACUAUGAAGAAUUGCAGGACUCAUUCUACCCUUACGCGUUGUUUUAUGAUAGAGAUACAAGGUUUUCACACGUUUUAGCUGACCGACUAGGCCAACCACGCGGUUAA
Messenger RNA from Torulaspora delbrueckii, 2991 nucleotides. RefSeq lists its product as uncharacterized. NCBI's taxonomy places the organism in Eukaryota, Fungi, Ascomycota, Saccharomycetes, Saccharomycetales, Saccharomycetaceae. Gene Ontology annotation, molecular function: DNA-binding transcription factor activity, RNA polymerase II-specific; DNA binding; zinc ion binding. Bases 1 to 2991 code for a protein of 996 amino acids. The transcript has a single exon. The record is from RefSeq and is a predicted model, not a curated record. Gene Ontology annotation, biological process: regulation of DNA-templated transcription; DNA-templated transcription.